This is a messenger RNA of Hypanus sabinus (Atlantic stingray), 16036 nucleotides long. RefSeq names its product rho GTPase-activating protein 23-like. NCBI's taxonomy places the organism in Eukaryota, Metazoa, Chordata, Chondrichthyes, Myliobatiformes, Dasyatidae. Gene Ontology annotation, biological process: signal transduction. The transcript is spliced from 24 exons. The record is from RefSeq and is a predicted model, not a curated record. Gene Ontology annotation, molecular function: protein binding; phospholipid binding. The coding region runs from base 252 to 6251 and encodes 1999 amino acids.
CCAGGACAGCUGCCUGUCCACAGCAUGCUGUGGAUAAGGAGGUGUCUGCUCUUUCAGUUUGUCUUCGAGCGUCUGACAUUCCUGUUGAAGAUUUUGUGCCUGGCUGCCUGUAGCUAUGUCCCUCGGCGUAACUUUUAACCAUCUUUGGAAUACGUUUGGGUUCAUUGUUCAAAGUGAAUGAGCGGAAUGAGGAAGGGUAAAGAUGUUGAUUCAGAUACGGGAUGAACUUUCACUCUGAUAUAUGAACUGUAAUGUGUUGUCAAUGGAUGCAAGAAAGCAACACGCUUCUUGGACUAAUGACAGCUAGAUCUGAAACAAUUAACUUGAAGUGGAUUAGAAGCUAUUCUUCAAGUCAGGCUGAAGUAAGCGGAGAAAGGGGCGCAGGAGUGAUCAGCGAAAGCAUGUCCAGUGCUGGGAAAACAGCCCACAGCCCAGGCUUCGUCUACAGACACUGGAACUGGGAAAGGCCGGUGGGAAUUGACUGUAGUUCUCCUGAGCCCCGUUGUAUUUGGCUGGCUGCCCUGAGAAAUGUGACCUUGGAGCUAAACCCCCGGAAAGAGAGGGACAAUGAUAUCUCAGCUGUCAAAAGAAACCACAGUUUUCCUGUUUGGGACGAGGAGGAAGAGUUGCUGACUAAAAGCCAGCAAGAUGAGAGAUCCCCCAGUGAAAAUGCUAACACGGUGCAGGAUGAAAUAUUUUCAUGGCCUGGCCCAAAGACCGUGCUACUUCACAAGAACUCUCAAGGGUUUGGUUUUACAUUGCGGCACUUCAUUGUCUACCCUCCAGAGUCAGCUGUGCAUCCGAGCUUUAAGGAUGAAGAAAAUGGAAAUGGAAAAGGGCUUCAGAAAGGCCAAACAGAACCUAUGGAUACCAUUUUUGUUAAAAGUGUGAAGGAAGGGGGAGCAGCACAUCAAGCUGGGCUUUGUACAGGAGAUCGAAUUGUAAAGGUGAAUGCAGAGAGUAUAAUUGGUAAAACAUAUUCUCAAGUGAUAUCCCUAAUUCAAAACAGUGAGGAAGUAUUGGAACUCUCAGUUAUGCCCAAAGAUGAGGACAUUUUGCAGGUGGCUUACUCUCAGGAUGCUUACUUGAAGGGUAACGAUCCUUAUUCUGGGAGCGCUCGUCACAUACCUGAGCCACCACCCGUGUGCUACCCUAGACAUUUGCCUACGGCACAGACCAAGGAGCCUUUGCUGACUGCUUCAUCUCGGGGAAUGCUGGUGGACAACAGGAAUUACAAUGCCAGCUCAUGUUCAGACAGGGGUUUCUAUUCUGAUCCAUCUUCACCACUGGACAUCAGCACCACAACUAGUCACCCUGGCAGCACGUGGAAUGAACUACGGGGCCGAGCACGGUCAUCAGAUCUGUUGGCCGAGAUUGGAAUAAGCCAUUCAAGCCCCAGGCACCAUGUAGAGGAGGUGCAAUAUGGAAUAAAGCCAAGAUCAGCUCUAGUGAGAGAAAUGACUGUGUCUUCUUCAAAUUCUGUUGUACAGGGUCCAAUAAGCAAUAAAUAUGGUUCAGGUUCAGCUCCUAUGCAGGAUUGGUAUAGGGGGCGGUCUAACCAAACUCCUUUCUUGUCCGUCUCAAACCAUAAUAUUUACUCAGGUCCCAAUAGCAACAUGGGCCAGAGAAGUUACACUAGUUCUGUGAGCAACGACUAUUUUCAUUCCGAUAUUAGGACAUCAUGGGAACGACUUGGCAGCAUUAAUACAAGCAGACACCAGUAUAACCCACCCAGCUGGCAGUCAACACGAAUAUCACGUCGAAGCUCGUCUGAAGAUCGGGGCUACACCGCCAUGCCCCCCAAGUACAGGAGUUACUCUCAGGACAGACUUGAGGAGACUUCAUUACACAAACACUGGCCUCACAGUGCUUCCCAAGACACUUUACUUGCAGCUAUGGAUGAGCCGUGGAAUUACAGGACUCGUUCGGAAGAUUAUCUGGGAAAAUGUGACCGAUCUUUGGAGAAUUUAACACAUAAUGCCUUUACAACAGGCAGUGACAGGUUUGUAUGGACACAUUCAAAGUCUGGUACAGCAAGCUUUUCUAAGUCUGGUGGGCAGGAACAUAUUUUUUGGCAGCAUAGACCGGCAGGUUAUUCUUCAGGAAAUCAUGGUCAGAAGAAUUCAUGUCAUCAGAACUCUAGCAAUAGAAGUGCAUUUUAUACUAACACAAACUCCAGAGUAUCUGUACCUUCUCAACAGCAGUGCAGAAAUGAAGCUACUCACUCUCAUUCUAUGAAGAGAGCUGAUAAUGCACGUGUAGGGCAACAGACUGCCAGUGCUCCUCAAAGUAAAGUAUCUCAUCUUUCGGAUAGGUCAGUGUUUGUUUCUGGUGUGACUGCCAGUGAGCUCAAGACUGAACGCUGUGCCCCCAGCCAAGUCAAAAGAAUUGAUGUGCCCAUUGUCCGAGACCAAAGACUGACCAAUCAUGAUCGGCAGGGCGGCUUGUACCCAAAGCAGACCUCUGGUAAGGAGACAGUCUUCCAACAGGACAUUAAGCCAUUUCCGAGUAUAAAGUCUGGAGUCUCCCAAAUUUCCAAAUGCGAGGUUCCUUUGGGGGUUGUACAAAAAGAUCAAGAAAUGCCACAAGCAAACAAAGCCGCCUUCUUGAGGCAGAAGCCUCCCAGUGGCCGCAGAGUGCCACAGCCUCUCAGACACCCAGCUUGUAUAGAUGUACUGGAAACACCCGCAAUUUCACCACCAGAUUACGCAUCAGAAAGUGCAUCUUUGGAGCAGACAAGUGUGAGACUGGAAGGGACAACUACAAAGUCUCCAGAAGACUCAUUGGCUUCAAUUCCAUAUAUCGAUGAGCCGACAAGUCCAAGUAUUGACCUGGUGGCAGGUCACAUUCCUGCCUCGGCUGUUGUUUCCAGUGGCCAGACCUCAGCGCCAACUAUCGUCACAAGUCCUGCUUCUCCGACCUUCACCUAUCCCGUCAUUCACCCACGACACUACUCUCAGGACUGCAGCAGCAUUAAAGCCAGUCGACGGUCGUCUUACCUUCUUGCCAUAACAACAGAGAGGUCAAAGUCUUGUGAUGAAGGAUUGAAUACAUAUCAUGAUGAGGCAAAAGUGUAUUCGAAAUUGCCAAUCCGAGUUCCCAGUCUGAAGAUGCUGAGAAACUUUUUCACAGAAGGGUCCUUAGAAAACUUGGACACCUCUGAAAGCAACAGAUCUAAGCGUCAUUCUACAUCUGAUCUUUGUGAUGUGACCUUCAGUGACGUCAGGAAAGAGGGUUGGUUAUACUUUCGGCAGCUUGUCACUGAGAAGGGAAAGAAGGUUGUGAGCAGCAUUCGGUCUUGGAAAAGGGUGUAUGCCCUCCUGCGAUCGCAUUCCCUCUAUUUGUACAAGGACAAAAGGGACGCAGUGACCUACGUUUCUUCACCAGCUGAGGAUGAGCAGCCCAUUUGUGUUAAAGCCUGUUUGAUUGAUAUUUCAUACAGUGACACUAAAAGGAAGAAUGUGUUCAGGCUGACUACUUCAGAUUUCUGUGAAUACCUGUUUCAGGCUGAGGAUAGAGAUGAUAUGUUGAACUGGAUUAAAAUUAUCCAAGAGAACAGUAAAACAGAGGGAGAGGACACAAGUGCCAGAUUGAUAGAAGUCAAAUUAAAGGAAUACAGGAACCAGAGCCCUGCAAAUAAUAAGUCCGAUUCUUCUCCAAAAGGAUCACGUCACCAUGGCAUCCGACGACCACGAUCUCCCAGACAAGAUAAUACAAACAAAGAUGAAUGUAGCCCUCCUAAAGAUAAGACCUCAUGGUUGAACAUAAUGAAGAAGACUAAAAAAAAUGUUUCUGGAGCAGCUUUUGGUGUUCGUCUAGAGGAAUGCCAGCCUGGUGUAACUAACAAGUUUAUUCCAUUGAUUGUGGAAAUAUGUUGUAAACUGGUGGAGGAGAAGGGAUUGGAGUACACAGGAAUCUACAGGGUACCAGGGAACAAUGCCAUGGUCUCCAGCCUACAAGAGCAACUGAAUAAGGGAAUGACUGAUCUAAAUACCUCAGAUGAAAAAUGGCAGGACCUGAACGUGAUCAGUAGUUUGCUUAAACUGUUCUUUCGAAAGCUUCCUCAGCCUCUCUUCACAGAUGACAAAUAUAAUGAUUUCAUUGAAGCCAACAGACUGGAGGAUUCAGCAAAGAGACUUCAAACAUUUAAGAAACUGCUUUGGAAUUUGCCAGAGUAUUAUUUUGAAACACUGAAGUUCCUUACGGGCCAUCUGAAGACUGUGGCAGAUCACUCUGAAAAGAACAAGAUGGAACCACGGAACUUGGCUUUGGUGUUUGGCCCAACACUUGUCAGGACGUCAGAGGACAAAAUGAUUGACAUGGUGACGCACAUGCAAGAUCGGUACAAAAUAAUUGAAACCUUAAUACAACAUUAUGACUGGUUUUUCAAUGAAGAUGGAGACAUGGAUGAGAAGGCCCCAGUUGACCAUGGAAAUAAUACAGAAUUACAACCAGUACCAAACAUAGACCAUCUCCUCUCAAACAUUGGGAGAACGGGAGGAGCACCAGGGGAUAUCUCAGAUUCGACCACAAGUGAUUCAGCAAAGUCCAAGGGAUCAUGGGGAUCUAGGAAGGAGCUCUACAACAGGGAGCUUGUGAUGUCAAUCUUUGCAGCCGCCAACCGUAAGAGGAAGAAAAAAGAGGCGAAAAUGCUUGAAAGCAGCACGGACGAUGAUUCUGAACACGAACCUAUUAAGGCUAUUAACAAAGAGAGAUUAUUAGACAAGAAGGGAAUGGACAGAAAGAGGGAUGUAGCAGGAGAGAGAGAGAGGGAGCUGGAUAAUAGCAGAAAGAGAGAGGUGGAGCCAAUUCACCAGCCCAUUGCUAGUAAAGAAAUUCGGAAGAAAGUAGGAGAAUCUAAUUAUUCCACCCAGCACUGCAAUCAAAUGUCUCCAUGGGAGAGUGAGGAAGCUACACUGGACACUUCAUGUAAACCACACAUCAGCCCAUCUUCAGUGGGUACCGAUCGUUCCUUAAAAGAAGGAGUCACUCUCAAACUUCUCAAUUCAAACGGAAGAAGAAAAUCCACAGGCCAUGAAGCGGCUCUCCCUGGUCCUCAGUGUCACAAUAACAAUGAACAGUUUCCCAAAAGCCUCAAGCUGAAGAUGUGGCGUACACCUGAGAUGGAGCACAAGGAGCUGAUCGCCACUGAUGCCAGCUCAAUCGUUUCAGGCUAUUCCACCAUUUCGUCCAUAACAACAACCCUAGAUCAUAACCUCUGUCCUGAAGUGCAGUCCAUUGCUGAGAGCAGGGGCGAUGAAGCUGAUGAUGAAAGAAGUGAGCUCAUCAGUGAGUGUGGAGGUCAGAUCGAAACAGACAAUGAAAGUGGCACGCUACCAGGCAAAGCUUCGAACUCACAGCAGACUUCAGGAAGGUUUUCUCGCCGUGAGUCAGACAGUAAUAUAAGCUCUGACAAAGAAGGGAUUGCAACACAGAAAUUAAGCAAUAUGCCUUCUUUUAAUUCCCACAGGUUAAUUCAGUGCGAUACCUUGGCUAGAAAGAAAUUGACCAAACCGAAAGGUGCAAAUGAACUUAGCGCAAAGAUCAAUGAAGAUGAAGAGUCUUCAUUGGUUGCAAAUCUGUAUCAUGAUUCAAAUCAACCCAAUUCCACCAAGACACACGAUUUCCUCAAGACUGAUUCAAACAAGGAAGAUCCAGCCAAAGUUUCAAAACGAAUACUGACUGAUCAACCAAAAGCAAGACUCAAAACCUCAGCGGAUGAUAUGUUUGGAGUAGGGCUAAGGAAACAGAGCUCCCCAGAGACCCGAAGAAAGAAGAACAUUAGAAGGAGACACACGGUAGUGGUACAGAAUGAUUUAUCAGAGUUUCACUUCAGAGAAUGGAAAGAAGAACAACUAGGAUUGAACAAGGACUAUAACCAUCGAGGGGGAAAACCAUCUAACACGAGCCAACUAAAGCAGACAGUUGAUUCCUGGGAGACUUCUGAUCCAGGGGAAAGCAUGCAGCCAGAUUUAGAACCUAAACCCAAGGCAAUAUCCAGACCAGAUGAUCUAGAUGCACAGUAUUGUCCCAGUCAUCGAAGUGGAAAUUUGCAAUCUGAACAGCCAGCAUCCAGUAAUAAGACUUUGAGUAGCAAUGAAAGUUCAGAGCUUUGUCAGCCUGCCUUGUCAUCUUCACCAUCAGCUAGCUUGACAUCAGGUCCACUUAGAGACAGUGACUCGAAUACCAAGUCCAUGAGCAUAAAGCCUCAAAGACAUUCAACCUCAUCUCGAUUUCAUCAAUAUCUUUGAUGGAAAUUGAUUAGUGCUAAAACAUUCAGCAGCUGGGCCAACGGUGAGGGUUUACUUCUUCCCCUUACCUAGUAACAGGUGGAAAACAGCUGAUUGUUGGGGACAUCAAAAAGCUCUCUUGAAGAUGUUUAAUGAUAGAAUCUGGCAGUCCCAGUAAUUACAGUAAUUACUGUAUUUUAAAAAUUAUUUUCUAUCAAUUUUCCUUCACUUAACCAUUUUAUAGAAAAUUGAAAGGCUCUGCUGCUCUUUUUUUGGGAUGCACAUGCAUUUCAGCAAGAUGGAUUUUUUAAAGAAAAAAGCAGGUAAUUGUAGGGAAAUAAAAUUUGAAAUAAUGUCAUAUUCAUUACCAAAACCACUUAAACCUUGCUGUCUGUGCAGGCAUGAAUGAUUUCCCAUUGGAGUAGCCAAUUUGAUGGGCAGUGGUCUUUUAGUCAACUGAAUAAUUUCUCUGUAAAUUCCAGUGGAUUUGUGUAUGAGAUAUCCUGGUGAAAUAUCCCAGGAAGUAUAGCUGAUUGGAGUUUUUAUUUAUUAAAAUGAUGUUUGCCAGAAAGAAAACUAAAAUCAGUACCUGCUUCAAAGAUAUCCGAAUCAGUGUUUGUCAUAACAUUGUUUUAGUGAAGAGUUUGUCCCCUAGACACCGAUCAUUAGAACAUUGUUCUCGUGAAGGGUCAGUCCCCCAGAUGAUUUUCUCUUUACAGUUGUUGUAUAUGUUUAUGAUAGGGGGUUGUUAACAGUACAGGGCUGGUCAAAGUGGGUGUGGACUAGAGAGAAUGAUAUUAAAUUAGGCAGGAGAGUAGUUGCAGAAUUCAAAGGGCUUUGCUGGCUACUAAUAUACUGCUGCUAGUUUUGAACUUGCUUUGCUAAUCAUCCAUAUUUUGGUACAGUUCAAGUUCAAGUUAUCAUCAUUCAACCAUACCGCCAAAUGAAACAACAUCCCUCCGGACCAAGGUACACAACACAGUACCUACUGUAUAACUCACACAUAACACAUAAAGUAAUAUUACCACAAAUAACUUAAUAAAUAAUAAAUUAUAUUCCAGAAGAGUGACAGUUAACAUAAGGUGCAUUUACGAUACAAGUUAAACAGUAAACGGUAAUGGUGCUUCUUAUGUGAUGAGGCCUGGGUGGUGGCAGGGAGUUCAGUAGUCUCACAGCCUGGGGAAGAAGCUGUGUAACAUCCUAACAGACCCUGUCCUAAUGAUAUGGUAGGUCAAAAAGAUUGUGGGAUGGAUUGUGGAACCAGUUUAACUGGAGGUCUACACCACAACUUGGAUAACUUUGUUGUCCUGUUUGUAGAAAGAGCAUGUUUCAACUGUCCAAAAGGAAGGGAAUGAUUUGGCGAUAGACAGGGCACUUAAACCCAGAUGUAUUUAGGAAGUUUUUUAAAAUACUAUGUACAUAUUGUUAGGUACUGAAGCAUUGCUUUUCACUGACCCACAACAGCACCAUGUUGGCUCGUGAAUCUUCAUUACUUUGACCUCCAUUUCCUUAUUGAGUUCCUCACUAACUAAUGUAAUUAAAAUGUGACACAUGGGGAGCAAAUUCAAUGCCAUUUUAGUAGAGUUUUAUUUUUAAGCAAAUUUCAUCCUUGUUUUUCAAAUAUAUUUAAAAUUUUCCCCCUUUCCUUCCUUGAAUUUUAUCUAUGUUAAACCCAGUCCUUAAAUACAAGUGAGCACAGGUGAUUUGCUUGGUAGCUCAAUGUGAACAGUUGUGAGGGACAAGAAGAGGUACGGGUAGUUUUGUGGUAUUAGAAAUGAAUUUGGAUUGCAGAUCCACUGUGCUCUAAGCCUCCUGUGAUGGCACGUGUUCAUUUCAAUUCAUGCCAUGUCCACAUGGUCCUGAUUUUGAGAGAAUUCUGAUUGAAAGAGUAAGUCAGAAUAAAAUCCUUCUCUGAUUGGCCUCAAUCCUUUUAACAGAACUGAAUCUCUCCAAAGCUAUUAGCGGUCAAUUAACAUGCCAUGUGACUGUCAACUGUGGGCACCUCUGCAGCCCUUGAUUUCAAUGUCUUAAAGUGAAAGACAAUAGACUGCAGGGAGUGAAGCACAUGGGUUGCAAAUACAGUUGAUUCCGGUUAAUUGGGACACAUCCGGGCCCAGUGCAUUUUGGCCUAAUUAAGCGGCUGCUCCAGUUAGCCAAAGUUUCAUGAAAAUGCUGUAGUGAAAAGACAUAAAAAAGACAAACUAAAUUUUAACUGAGUAACGAAUUAUGUAUUUAAAUGGAAUACAGAACAACUUAGAACACCAUUAGGUCAUUAAACUGUACUAGAAACUAUGUAUUAGUUCCUAAUAGUUAUUGACGGAGGAAUUCAUCCAGUGUGCACUGCCCUGUUCUUUUGAUUGACUGUAAAUGAACAAAAUCAAUGGAGACACCGGGUGUAGAUAAUGGACUGCCUUCAUACAAUGCUUUUGAUGAUGACCUCCUCCAAAUCUUUAGUUUCUUUGGAACAUUCAAGAUGAUUGUCAAUACCUUCAAGUUCUAAGUGGUUCCCAACUUGUUGUAGUAAUGAAAUUGUUUAGUUUUCAUUCCCGGUCAGUUCUGGCAUCUCCAAGCGUGAAUGCUUGAAACCACAGUGAGCAAAAACCAUUCUGAAUUGUCUUACUGCUUAUUUUUCGCCAACUAUCAGUGACAAAAAUCACAUGCAACUGAUGCUAUUUAAAAACUCAAACACGAGGGAAUCUGCAGAUGUUGGAAAUUCAAGCAGUACACACAAAAUUCUGGUGGAACACAGCAGGCCAGGCAGCAUCUACAGUAUAGGAAGAAGUACAGUCGACAUUUCGGGCCAAGACCCUUCGUCAGUACUCACUUCGUCGACUGUACUUCUUCCUAUAGAUGCUGCCUGGCCUGCUGUGUUCCACCAGUAUUUUGUGUGUGUUGCUAUUUAAAAACUGUUCACUCUAAACCCGGUGUAGUGUCUAAUAACCACACAAGUGCAUGUAACUGACUAGUUAGAAACUGUUCGGCAGCAGUCUCCUGCCCCAAUUAAAUGGCAUAGUGUCCAAAAUAAAAGAACAAAAUCCCAGCUAUUUCCCCAAUUAGUUUUUGUUCUUUAACAGUUGCCCAUAUAAGUGGCUGCCCCGAUUAAAAUGACGGUCCAGUUAACCAGAAUCCACAGUAUCCUCGCCCGAGUGCCACAACUUGGCUGGAACUGAAGCAGAAAUGCUGACGGUGCAUUUAUAUGCUGACUUUGUUGCACUUCAACAGCUUCACAAUGGUGAAACAGGAAAUUCUCACCCCAUCAUGUCAGAAAUGAGUAAAUUAAAGUCAAAAACACUGCAGAUAAAUUAAACACAAAAUUCUGGAAAUACUCAGCUAGUCUGAUGCAACCAGUAUUUUGGAGGUCAGUUUCCAGACAGUUGAAGGCUUCCUUCAACCUGUGGAAUAUGCUAUGACUUGCUAGUAUUUAUCAAAUGUAGUUUGUUGGCAUAUUAGUCUGCAUUAAAUGUUUACUACAAGAUUAUCUAAAUUAUCUAGGUGAUUAAAGAUUUCUACCUAGUCAUGAGUAAUUUUUGUUCAAUGCAUUAGUUUUAUGCUAUUUAACAACAGAUUUAAUUUUAACUAUUAAGAAAUCCGUUUGUAGAUAGGAUAAAUCUAUAUUGUUUUUUUAAUAAAGUAUCUAUGCUAUACUACAACUAAUGCACUAAUCACCAAAGUAUUUAUAUUUUAUACUUAUUAACAAAGAACCCAAACUAACAAGUUAAGAUUUGCUUUAUUUAAUUAAAAUACCAAUCUUCGGGGCACUGGUCUCUGUGUCAAAAUAUUUUGUUAAACCAUUUUAUUGGUGAGGAGUGAGUCACGAGAAUUGUAUAUCAUUUUUAUCCAGGCGAAAUUAUGACCCUAAAAUGUGCUGAUGAUUUUAAUUGACUAGCACGAUGGUAGGAAUACAUUUUUAAAAUUGUUGCCUGACAAAUUUUUUUCUUUGAUGAUGAUGAUGAUGCUUGAACAUGGAUUUUUAAAGGCUUCAUCUUCAAAAUGCAAAACGAAGUGGAAUUUAAUCACAAUGAGAGAUAUUAUGGUAGCACUUAGGUCUCCAAUAUGGAAAGGGGCACAAUGGUUUUACACACUUCAAUCUAUGCUGCAUCCAGUUUGUAUUGCUACUCCAAAUAAAUCAAUACAAGUCUUUCCUACAUUUGUUCAGUUAGCUAAGGCAAUGCAAAGUGUCCCACUCGAACCUAACUUUGUUGAGUUAACUGAUUUCAACUAAGCCAUGAUUGUUGGAUAACAUUGGCUCACGUGAUGCUGAGAUACACUGGGACAAAUCAGUGAUGUAACCUGCGGUCAUCAGGUGUUUUGGGUCCUUCAGCAUCAGACUGUCUCGCCCAGGCAACCCAGUCAGGGUUGAUUAGGCCCCGGCUUGUGUCCCAGCAGCAGUCGUCCAUGGGUCACACCUCUUGAUCCAUAGCCACCUGGAGACUUGUUCAGCAGCCUCUGUGACAGUCCUGAUGGCUCUUCUCUUUGCAGCCACCGUAAUGCCAAGGAGAGAGUAGUUUCAGCACAGUAAGCAGCCAGCAAAACCUAAUUCCUCAAUAGCAAAGCUGACAGUGAUACUUGACAGAGUCUGGAGUCAUCUGUUGACAUCUUCUUUGGCUAUUGCCUCAUUGACUGGUAUCUGUUAUCCCUGGAAUAAUCUAAACCUAUGGGAGGGAGUUGGUUUUUACAAAGUGAGAUGGACAGUAAAAGGAUAGUUGAGGAUGUGAAGUGUGAAGCAGAAAUUAUAUGUCAAUAUGGAAAGAUUAAAAAUCAUUUUAGGACAUUUUAUUUACUCAAUUUCCCUUUUAGAUAAUAUAAAGAAUCCAAAUCAGAAUCAGGUUUAAUAUCACUGGCUUAUGCGACAGCAGUGCAUUGCAAUACAUUACAAUAAAAACAGUAAAUGACAGUAAGAAGUAUAUACAUAUAUAUUUAAAAAGUUAUAUAGUGCAAAAAGAGAAAAAAAAAGUAGUAAGGUCUUGGGUCCAUUGCACAUUUAGAAAUUUGGUGGCUGAGAGGAAGAAGCUAUUCCUGAAUCAUUGAGUGUGUGCAUCAGGCUCUUGUACCUCCUCCCUGAUGGUAGCAAUGAGAAGAGGGCAUGUCCUGGGUGAUGGGGGUCCUUAAUGAUGGAUGGCACCUUUUUGAGGCAUCGCUCCUUGAAAAUGUCCUGGAUGCCUGGAAGGCUAGUGUUCAUGAUGGAGCUGACUGAGUUUACAACUUUCUGUAGCGUAAUUUUGAUCCUGUGUUUGCCCACUCCCCCAUUCCAGUUAGAAUGCUCUCCACAGUAUAUCUUUAGAAAUUUAUGAACAAAUUUGGUGACAUACCAAAUCUCCUCAAACUCCUAAUGAAAUAUAGCUGAUGUUGUGCCUUCUUUGUAACUGCAUCAAUAUGUCAGGCCCAGGAUAGUCCAUCAGAGGUGUUGACAGCCAGGAACUUGAAAAUACUCACCCUUUCCACUUUUGAUCCCCUGAUGAGGACUCUGUAUGUUCCUUCAUCAUACCCUUUCUGAAGUCCACAAUCAGAAAGGGACUUCUGAUUGCCCUAAAUUAUCGCUCUACUGAUUAAUGAGGGAUAUUUGGGCUUGGUUUCUGGCUCACUGUCUCAGGUUCUCAACAAGCUGGAGACGUUAGUGUCCUGCUUCAGGAUUUGUCCAUCACUAAACAACGUAAGAGCAUCCUAUCGAGAAAUGUUACACAGAUUUCCUCCUGGAGAUGAAAAAAAAGAAUGGCUUACCUAGCCAACAUUUUCAUAGGAAAGCACAAAAUAGGGGAUUGCGAUCAUUACAUAGUAAUAACAACAACUGACUAUGCAAUUUGGGGAUUAAAUGCUCAUCAAAUGAGACUUUGCAUGCAAAGCAAGAGUAAUUAAUUUACCCCCAUGCCAUUUAGAACACAGAACACAAAAGCCAGAACACAGUAAAUUUGUUGGAUAUUUUGAAGGUUUUGUUUUUCUCUGCAUGUCAUAUUUGGAUAGGUCCAGUUAAAUUGGAGCACAAUUUAGAGUUGUUUAUUCCAUUUUAAAUAAUCAGUAAAGUGCAUUUGAUAAUGUUGCCAUACACUCAAGUAAAGGUAGGUAGUUUAGAAAGAUUAAGUAGUUCUAAGCUCCUGUCAGAACUCUUUCAAACCAUAAACUCAAGAUGCUGGAAGUCCAGAGCAACACACACAAAAUGCGAGAAGAACUCAGCAGGUCAGGCAGCAUCUAUGGAGAGGAAUAAACAGCCAACACAUUAGGCCAGUAUCCUUCAUCAAGACUCAUUCAGUCCUGAUGAAGGGUCUCAGCCCAAAACAUCGACUUGGCCUGUAUGAAAAGGAAUAAGCAGACAACAUUUCAGGCAGUGACCCUUCAUCAGUACUCAUUCAGUCUUCUCCCAAAACAUUGACUGUUUCCUCUCCAUAGAUGCUGCUUGAUCUGCCGGGUUCUCCAGCCCAUCACCUCUUCUCUCCAAAUACAACAUCCAAUUUUUUCCUACUCAUUCAGUUAUGAGAACAUAUUCCCCUUGGUCAGAACGGUGUUUAUGCCCCUACAGCCAUACUGUGCCCUGACUGUCUUUUAUCCUUCAUUCAGCCUUGAUUAUCUAAUUUGAUGCUGUUGUAUUACCAUAUGCAAUGGCAAUAUUCAUGCUCAACAGUGUCCAAUGUCUCUUGACAGCUUUGAGAUGUCCUGAGGAAAAAUAUAAUGCAAGUGCACAUCAUUUCUUCAGAAUCAGAAUUGUGAAAUUUGUUCUUUUGCUGUCACCUCCAACCAGAGCUCAUCUCAGAUGGAUUUCUUGUAUGACAACAAACUGUCCGUCAUUAGCUCUACACAUAUGUUUUUUCACUAGUUACGCUAAUGUCUCUUGAUCAGUCUGUCACCAUCUGAUUAGAAGAGAUAAUCCAGAUGUGUUUGCUUGCUUGUUUCUGUAAUGCUAAGCUGGGGGGCAAAAAAAACUUAUUACAUUACAAAUUCCAAGUAAGAGUUCAGGGUCAGUUUAGAGAGUCCAUUGAAAACAGGGGUAGAAACUACAUAAUUAAUAUUUUAUUGGUAUAUUGGAAUGCAUUUCUUCCCUAAUGAUUCAUAUUUUAUAGGUAUAUCAGAAUACAUCCCUUAGUAAUUCUAUUUAAAAAGAUUUACUGUUCUUAAAAUGUAAUUGAUAAAUCAUUAAUUCACUGGCAAUUGUAGCAAAAAACAGAUUUUGUUCUCUGUCAAAUGCAUUAUUUUCAUAAAUAGCUAAAAUUUGGAGGAAUAGAUAGAAGGUGUUAGGGGUAAGAGAAAGGAAAAAGAUGUUUAAACAAAGUACUACUGCACUCUUGGCAUUCCCUUUGAGAUGAAUAGACUGAAAAACAUAAGAUGGUAAUAAAGCAUCCUGAUAUACAGUGUUGUAGUUCAUAUGUUAGCAAGUAACUGCUUCUAUUUAUGUGUACCAUUAUCCUUUCCAAGUUCAAAGUAAAUUUAUUAUCAAAGUGCAUAUAUGUACAAUAUAGAACCCUGAGAUUCCCUUUCUUGCAAUAAAUCCAUAAUAGACUAAUAGCCAUAAUAGAAUCAAUGAAAGAUCGCACUAAUUCAACCAGUGUGCAAAAUAUAACAAACUCUGCAAAUACAAAAAUAAGGAAAUAAUAAAUAAAUAAGCAAUAAAUAUCGAGAACAUGAGAUGAAGAGUCCUCAAAAGGGAGUCCAUAGGUUCUGGGAAUAUUUCAAUGAUGAGCAAAUUAAGUUUAUCCCCUUUGGUUCAAGAGCCUGAUGGUUGGGUGGGGUGGGGGGGGGUGAACCUGGUGGUGUGACUCCAGAGGCUCCUGUACCUUCUUCCUGAUGGCAGCAGCGAGAGGAAAGCAUGUCCAGGGUGGUGGGGGAGAGAAUGAUCCCUGAUAGUUGAUGCUGCUUUCCUGUGGCAAUGCUCCAUGUAGGUGUGCUCAAUAGUGGGGAGGGCUUUACCCGUGAUGGACUGGGCCGUAUCCAUUACUUUUUGUAGCUUUAUGUUCAAGGUCUGUGGUGUUUCCAUACCAGGCUGUGAUGCAGCCACAAUAAUUCUAGUGAUAAUAUCUUUUCUAAUAUCCCAUUUAUGAAAACUUUGCAUCAAACCCUAGUGAGGACAGAGUGAGCAGUCAUGUUGCACAUGCCCUUUAUCGGUUUGUGAUCAUCCUUUUGCUCAAGCCUUUAAUAUUUUUGUGGCCAUCUGAAUUUUCAUCAGUUGUGUUCUCACUGUAAGCUGAUGAAUCUAGGGACUUUGUAGACAAUGCUAAAGCAUUAGCUGGAGAGAGAAUACCAAGAACAGCUUGGUUUUAUUUUGCUGAUGCAGUUGAGGCCAUGUGACUUUCUAUGGUUUUGUAUUGAAAGGUGUGCAUUUAACCUCAGUGUGUGUGUGUGUGUGUGUGUGUGUAUGUACAUACAAAUAUAUAUAAUAUAUUUUUAUUGUGUUGUUUACAUUAGUGCUUCUGUGCACAUUUUUUUUCAUUUCCACUGUUACUUGAAUUUUUAAUUUUCGAUACUUCUGCUCAGGUCGGAUUAAAAACUCGGUAACGGAGCUGGAGGUGGUCACAUCUGUAUUGCCACAAUACCAUAUUUAAAAAAUAUUUACUUAGUCAUUGGGUUAAGGUCUAGGAAAAAUCACGUCAAAUUCAAGUUGUUUUUGAAGAUCAUGAAAUAAGAAAAAAAAACUGAAGAAUAAAUGGUGCGUUUUGGAAUAACGUCCAAUAUUUUUUAAGAGACUUCUCGGGAUUUUGCAUCUUAGAACCCUGUUAAAACUGCUGUUUUGUCACUUACUGAGCAACAAAAAGGUUCAAAUAUUUAGAUUUCUUCCUUGUUACUUUGCCCCAUUAUACCAGUGAUUUAAUUAUAUCUUUAAAACAACUUGGGGUUAAUUCCAAUCUGAAAUUCCAGUAUAGUGAGCUACAACUAAUUCUCAAGCGUGGUGUGUACAGGGGAGCAAAUUGACAACACUUUGUGGGUUAUUGUAUGGAAAUCCCUUGAAGUUUGGAUUAUCAGCAGCACCUCCUUCUCAAUUUUAUAUCUGUAAAGUCAAACUGAACUGAAGUUCGUUGCUGUGAAAGCAUGACUUUUAACAAAGGAUUGCAUUGCUAACCAGUGGUGGGAAAUGCAGGAACAUCCUGCUGAACCAUUGUUCUAAGGUGUUUAAGACCAAGGUGGUUUUCCCCCAAAACUACCAAGGAGGUUUGCCAAAAAUUUUCUUAACAAAAUAUGCAUAUUUCUUACUCAUUUAUAUUAUUUUUAAAUACUUGCAAAAAUGUUUAGUGGUUUGUGAAAACAUUUUCUUCGCCGUGUUUCUGAAAUUCAUCAUUAUUACACAAUGUGCAGAUGCACCUUAAAUCAAGCCAGGAAGUUAACAAUUAUAGAUGAGUUUUAGACUGCAAUUGUAUUUAGCCAUUUUUGCUUUAAUUACCUAUUCAUGAAAAAUGCCUCAUUUUUUGCAAAUCAUUUUUUCAUGUCUAGAUUCCAGGCAGUACUGGGAUUUAUGUUAAUACAGUAUAACAUUUAAUGAUUGUUUUAAUUUAAUUAUGAAUGUUUUUAGUGUAACCCUUUUAUUAUAUACAAUCCAUUUUGUUGCUCCGACCUAUACUGGAAAGGUCGAGGGAGUGGUGUUCUGCAUCUUAUACAUACUGCGCCAGUGACCGGAUGCCGUUUGGCUUUCUCCUGGUGCCAAACUUGCCAACCUCUGAGCAUCUUGCUUAAAUCUGGGAAGGUGGGGUGCGGGUGAGAUGAGCACGUGAGAGUUUAGCCUAAAGUAAAGCACUGUGGUGGGGAUUUCAGUAUUAACAGCCCAUGCUGUGGAUAAAAGAAAAAAUGUGCUACACUGUCAAAGAAACAAUUGUACCACUUAAAGAAAAUUA